Messenger RNA from Kogia breviceps (pygmy sperm whale), 2506 nucleotides. The record is from RefSeq and is a predicted model, not a curated record. NCBI's taxonomy places the organism in Eukaryota, Metazoa, Chordata, Mammalia, Artiodactyla, Physeteridae.
CAGAACGGGCAGAAGAUGCUCCCCUCCCUGCAGCCCCGUCUCUCUCCCUCUCCGGGGUGGAUUCUCCAGGCCUCAGGCAGGCAAUGGAAUGUUGUGUCGUUGGUUGCCCUGGAGACCGAGGCUGGCUGGGUGGCUGCCUUCCGGGAAUACUGAGCGUGCAAACCCUCCAUCAGAACCCUCCAGGGCCUCCUCUAGGCUAGUGCAAAACUCCAGCAAGCAAGCAAGCCUGGGGCAAUUGCCAGGAGAAUGGCAGUGCCCUGGGAGAAACAUUUCCGACUGGCGUUGCAAGAGAAACUGUCUACGAAGAUCCAGGGGCAGAAUGUGGACCACGUCCCACCGCCACUGCUGCGUCUCUUGGAGAAGAGGCAGGAACUGGUGGAUGCGGACCAGGGCCUUCGGGCCCAGAAGGAGGUGUUCCAGACUAUGAAGGCAUCCCUGAAACAGCGGUGGGAACAAUUGGAACAGAAAGAGCAGGAGUUAAAGGGGUCCUUUGAAAAGUUUUUGCAGGAUGCCGAGGCCCGGCGCAGCCGCGCACUGCGGAGGGCGGCCGAGGAGCGGCGACGGGCGGGCCGCCGGGAGGCGGAGGCGCUGCGGCUUCGGGCUCAGCUGGAGGAGCUGCAGCGGGAGCGCGCGCGGCUGCAGCGCCGCCUUUGGCGCCUCGAGCCCUGCGCGCGCCUGCUGGGGCAAGUACUGGGGCAGCUGCCCGAGUUCCAAGAGGUCCCCGAGCUGGUGGCGCGCUUCGACGGCCUGGCCGACACGCAGGCGGCGCUGAGGCUCACGGAGCGCCAGCGGCUCGCGGAGCUGGAGGAGGCGCGCGCGCGGCUGCAGCGGCUGCGGCAGGCCCGACAGGACGAGCUGCUGCGGCAGGGCCAGCGGCGAGCGCAACUGCUGGAGCAACUGGAGGCGGCGCGGGAGCGCACGCUGCACUGGGAAUCCAAGUGUAUUCAGAUCCAGAACACCGCGGCUGAGAAGGCCCUGCUCCUGGGACGCACCAGGAUGGCAGCACUCAACCUGUUCCAGCUCGUGUGCCAGCACCAGAGGCGGCCACCUGCCCUGGACAUCGAGGACACCAAGGGGCAGCUGGAGCAGGUGAAGCUCUUCAUUCUGGACCUCUCCGCCAUGCUGGCCAGCCUCCAUCAGGCCAAGCCCUCCGUCCCCGCCUCCUGACCCUGACCCAGGUGAGCAGUGGGGGAGGGGCCCCAGGAGGUGCACAAUUCCUGCGGGGUACAGGCUGAGUGGCUCUCACCAGAAAGACAGGAGGGCUGUGCCCGGUCAGAUUGCAGUGGGGUAGGCAGGAGGAGCACACAGCAAAUACUAAGUAAAUGUGGACUACGUGGAGGGCACCAAUCCCACAUCCACCACGUGACCUGGGACCUGGUCCUCCCACCCAGGGCAGAUGGGGGAUUUUUUUUAAAAAACAAAUUUAUUUAUUUAUUUAUUUCUGGCUGCGUUGGGCCUUUGUUGCUGCACAGGCUUUCUCUAGUUGUGGUGAGGGGUGGCUACUCUUUGUUGCCGUAUGCAGGCUUCUCAUUGCAGUGGCUUCUUUUGUUGCAGAACACGGGCUCUAGGUGCACAAGCUUCAGUAGUUGUGGCACGUGGGCUUCAGUAAUUGUGGCUCACGGGCUCUAGAGCACAGGCUCAGUAGUUGUGGCACAUGGGCUCAGUUGCUCCACGGCAUGUGGGAUCUUCCCGGACCAGGGACCAAACCCGUGUCCCCUGCAUUGGCAGGCGGAUUCUUAACCACUGAGCCACCAGGGAGGUCCCCAGUUGGGGGCACUUAAACAAGUUGAUGUUUGUCAGGUGCUUGGAAUGGGGCCUGGAGCAAAAUUUCGGGUAAAUUCUAGAUAAGUGUUUAGUAAGUAAAGUACAAUAAAGGAGGACCAGCAAGAGGGUCACACGACAGACACCCAUCCCCGGGUGCUUGCUCACGAAGACUCCUCCGUCGUGGACUGGCACUGAGUGACGGCCAUUCUGAGAAUCCAGCUACCGGAGGCUGCCCCUGACCUUCCCAGGACCCCCAGCAGGGGCUGAGGAGCACAGGGCUUAAAGCAGGACAGAGGCCAAGACAGGUUUUGACCUCUGGGUGUGUGGGGAUGGUGUGAACUCCUUCACAGCCGGGGAGCGCAACGCACCCUGUGCCCCCAGACUCUACGUGCUGUCUCCCUCCCACCGUCCAGUCCCAGCUGCAAGCCUGUCCUGGUGAGAGGAAGGGGACCGACUGCCAGCUUUGGGGCGUUCCCAUCUGAGCAACCGACCCAUCCUCUGAGCCUGACUUUCCUCAUCUGCAAACUGGAGAUUCCAGCAGAACCCACGCGGGGCUUUGCCCACACGCUCUUGGCUCAUCCGCACACUAGCUGGGAUUCUAGUACCCGGCUCUGUCCCUUCCAACUCAAUGUUCCUGGUCCACUGGAGGCGCUCAAUAAAGGUUUAUUACAUUAAAAAUACACCACUGGGCCUCAGGCACUCAGGGCUCACAGCCAUGGCCACUACCUCUGAAUCCAGAACA